GGGAUUGGUGCGCAAACGCGUAAUUCACGGCCGUGACCGUGGAAUCGUGCCGACACGUCGAUGGAGGUGAUGACGGCAUGGAUGGUUGCAACCAGCUCAGCCGUGGCUGAUGCUGCAACUGGAGUCAGACUUCAUGAUGAAGUUUGGUCUGUAGGCAGCAGCAUUCUCUUGGCAGCCUUGGUAGGUGCACUAGCGCUGUCCUUGGGGAAGAAAAGCAAGGCAGCUUCGUUCGGAAGCGAUGCAGCAUCAAACAACGUCACUGACCAAUCAGCUUUUGACGACCUGAUUGAUGAGGAUUUCGUGACUAUGGGGAUGCCGGCGGAACCUCACUUGGAGGGUGGGUUUCAGCCGCCAACCCGACUUAUACAUAGCAACAGUCAUGAUGCCUUUGCGUUCGACAAUGAGAACUGCAGCGGGCUUUUUCUUGUACUGCAUCGCCCGACCUAUGAUAGUCAGCUCAACAACAGUAGCAGCUACCUCUACGGCGAUUACUUUGAAGGCAAGAAGCGUCUUUGGGAGCUUCGUUUCCGCGUGCAGUUCAAGCGACGCGUUCCGCAGUCCGACCUUUUCUUUGGAGUCGAGCUUGAGGAAUACGUCCCGGUGAACGCCGCCACCAAGCGGGUCAUGGACCUGUCGGUGGCAGGGAUGCGGCAAGUGGUCGGGGACCGCUUGUACCACACCCUGGGCGACCAAGAUCCGGUGGAGAGCGAGAGGCCUGCGAUUAUGAUGCCCCUGUGGGCUUUCGACCAAUUCAUUGAGACCCCGGAGGGCGAGACUCCUCCAGACCUCUCUGAUCCCAAUCUUCCAGAAUAUGGACACAAGCGAGUGGGCCAAAUCCGGGAGUACAAGCGCUUGAUGGACUCCCUAGACCUCAGGCCGGGGCCUACAUUCACCUUCUGCUUCUGGGGAGUCUCCCGGUUCUGCGAUGUCAUCGGGUGGCAGGCCACGGGCAUUCCAAUCUUCACGCCGCUGGAUCUCAACUUGUACUGCGGCAAGCCUCCGCUGCAUUUGGUACUUUACACACUGCAAGGUGCUGAGGACAAGCGCCAUUUGCAGUCCAAGAAGACCUACUACUUUCGUUGCGGCUUCUGGAGCUCAUUGAAGCGCCCGAGCAAGGAAGUGGUCCGAAAAUUCGCCGGACGCUCGCUGGAGUUGCUGAAGCGAGCCAGGCGCACCCGAAUUGGGCAACCCGCUGCUGCCACCGAGCUUUCUAUCUUCGGUCUCAACGUUUUCCAGUGCUGCACGGAUCGCGAGAGCGCGCCUUUUCAGUGUCCCACCUCGAGCUGAAGUGGUCCGAAAAUUCGCCGGACGCUCGCUGGAGUUGCUGAAGCGCCAACCCAGCUGGGUCUUGAGCCAGGCGGACCCGAAAUGGGCAACCCGCUGCCGAUCUUUUUCGAUGCACGAGGUGCUGUGCGUACCGCGGAACCGCGCUACCUUCAACCUGUAGAGCUGUGCCGAAUUGGCGUAGCGAUAGAGUUGCAAAAAGAGGCCGAAAGCAAAGCCGAGCGC
Messenger RNA from Effrenium voratum, 1509 nucleotides. The record is from the annotation of a GenBank genome assembly. NCBI's taxonomy places the organism in Eukaryota, Dinophyceae, Suessiales, Symbiodiniaceae.